GCAGCAGCAGCAGCAGCGGCGGGAGCAGCAGCAGCGUUUCUUUCCAUGGAUUGAAGGGAGGAAAUCCUCUUCUCCGGCGUCGCCUGCAUGCAAAUGGAGCCGAGCGGGACAGAAUAAGGCUGGGUUAACACACUCAUCUGUAACCAACACUUGACUUUGCGAGGAGGGGGAGCUUUUUCCUCGAGGCACCACCGCUGACGAAUUUCCCAGAGCCUCCACAAAGGCUCAUACAGGUGACAAGUGUGUCCAACUUCGCCGCACCGCCCGCAUUGACGCGCUCGGAGUGCGUUUUGUCCAGCGGCGGUGCGCUGCGUGAGACCCGCCGCUCUUGUUUUGACGUGACAUUUCGCUUGAGCUGCAGCGCAUAUGUGUCCACAUAUGACGCAUUUGCGCCUUCAGCUGUUUUUUUCCAAAGCCGGGGUCUGGACGCUGGAGUGUUGCUUUUUUUCGGACAAGUUUUCCCGUUCUGAUUGGUAUGUUCGUCAUGUCCGCCUGGGUUAACUUGCGCGUUUCUCUGUAGAGUCACACAGAGCCGCGCUCGGUGCAGAAGUUGGUUGGGAAUAAUAAUAACAACAGUGCGGAGCGCAGAGGAGGAAAAAAGAAGAGGUGACAGCGGCGUUCAGGGGGAUGUUGAGCGGCAGAAUUUACUACCAGCAUCAUCAGCAUCUCCGUGUGAUGGGACUAGCGGCUGCUCACUCCUCUUCAUCUACAUACUAACAGUUUUUGCAGAAGCCUGCCAGUGAAUUUCAGCUCCUGAAACCACAGCUGCGUAAACUUGGCCAGAUCUGGUGACAUUGUACCCUCUGUCUGCGUGUGUGUGCGUGUGUGUGUGUGUGUGCAUGUGUGUGUGUGUGCGCUGAGCAGCCUGGAUGGAUAUGCGGCUCACCGAGGGAAUUUGAAAGGCAAGGGGGGAUUACUAUCAGUCCCUUUCCUAUUAUAACCUCAAAAUGGAUGCCGACGACAGGCUGUGGAGACGCCACUGGAUUAGCCACUCUCCCGCAGAUCUGCUUGACAUCUGAGCGGCACGAACGUUCAAAGUUUGGAUAAUCUAAAAGGCUGAAGGUGCAGGAUGCAGUCUGGAGUGAAGACGCUCUCCGCAGGUGGAGGUGCGUCACUCUGCUGCCUGCUGCUUCUCUGGCUCAUCUACUCCCAUCUGCUCAGAGAGGGCCAGUUGGCGGUGGGAACCUGCGAGAUAGUGAUGCUCAACAGAGACAGCAGUGUUCCCAGACGGACCAUUGCUAGGCAGACAGCCCGCUGCGCCUGCCGGAGAGGCCAGAUCGCCGGGACCACCAGGGCAAGGCCGGCAUGUGUAGACGCGCGAAUCGUGCGGAGCCGUCAGUGGUGUGAGAUGGCUCCCUGCCUGGAGGGGGAGGUCUGCAGCCUCCUGUUUAACCGAUCCGGCUGGACCUGCACCAGGGGCAGUGGUCGCAUCAAGACCGUCACGCCUUUGCCCAAGGAGCCAUCGUAGGAUGCAGAGAAAACAGCAAGUAUGUUCAUAGACAUCCACACUACAAACGGAACUGAGGCCAGUCACUUCACCAAAACAUUGUGUCCAUUCACCAACAAGACUCCCAGACUUAACAACAGGUUUGAAAAAAAAAAAAAAUAAUAAUAAUCCAGAGCUUCUCCAAGCACCACAGUGAAAGACUCUUGGCACACUUCUGAGAACUCUGAGAAGUCUCAAGUGAGCAGCAUGGUACACCGUCGGCACUGAAUCUUCAUAGAACAAAAUCCCUGUGAGGAACAUUUAUCAACAGGGCAGUGGAAUAUUCAUUGAAGUACAUUACCGUUUUUCUUUUUGUCCUUGUUAUCCAACACCGGGUCUGCAGGGGAAGGCUCCUUGAAGGUUUUUUUGUACCUUUGUGGCUUGAUUUAGACUUGUCAGAAGGUCUUUCAGAAGUCGGCCCCUUCAUCUUCUUUACUAUCCCCGUUAUGAAGCUGUCCAAGGGUUAUAUUCCAGCCAAGUUUCUUUAAUGACAGCUCACUGCUAAGGACUCGUGACUUUACGGAGUGUCCACUGGAUUCUUCUCUGAUUUGGGUGGGUGAAACUUUACGUCUCCAAAAUCUCUGCAUACACAGGACGGACGUUGUACAAAAAAAAACAGACAAAAAAAAACAAAAAAAAAAACGCAUGAAAGUCUUUUGGAAUGUCACAGGAGACGUCAGAGAUGAGUUGACUGUCUUUACUCAAUGACUGAAGGUCAUGAUGAUGAAAUGCGGACAAUUUGGACAACUUAGCUUAUAACUUAUGUUUUUUAUGUGGUGCCAACAUAGACUAGAAGAGUAGUUUUUGUCAAUGAACCUCACACAUCUUGUACACACCACUGGGAGCAUUUAGCAGAUGUGGACCCCUGGCUCAUUUUAAUGGUCUAUACUGUGUGUGUGUGUGUGUGUGUGUGUGUGUGUGCGUGUGUGUGUGUGUGUGUGUGCGCAUGUUUGCAUCUCUCCAUGUGUGCAUACAGUAUGUGUGUGUAUGCUUGUGUGCUUGUGUGUGAGUGUGUGCACAUCCAGAGAUACACUGUGAAAUAAGUCAUAUCUGAUGCAUUAUUCAUACUCUUGUAUAUUUUUGGGACACACCCAGACCAGAGCUCACCAUCUGGCAAGAGAAGCAUUCGUGAUUUUACAGAUGUUGGAUCUCAUUUGAAUCUUCUCGGAUGAAUCCUGGGUUUGCCUUUUCUUUUCUUUCGUGUCUUUUCUUUAGUACAUAGAGAUAUUUAUAUUGGGGGAAAUAUUAUUGAAACUGGGGACAGAUCUGCAGUGUGUCACAUAAGUUAAAUUCUGUAAUUAAAAUCAAUUCAUGCGUGAUUAAAUGUAUUCAGAAUCCUUGUCUAAAUCAACUAUAUUUUGAUAUGAAAUGUUUUGGCCAGCUGGACGUGCUAUUUGCUGAUUUCAGAUGCUUGAUAUAUUUCAAACUAUGUAUAUAUAUAUAUAUAUAUUCAAUCAAUGUAUUUUAUGUUCUGUGGGUCUCAUUCCAAGAGGAGGUAAAGAAAAGGAGGAGCACAAGAGGCAUUCUUUCAAGAGAAGUACAAAAGGUGGACACAAUAAUACGAACACCAGUAAGAUAUUUCAAAACCACAGAAUAAAAUGAAACACAACCCAAAUACCACAACGUAACAAUAAUUGCUGCAGGGUGAUUGCAAUAGAUUGCAUAAUAUUGUACAGGUGUUCCUGUUAUUGCGUCUACCCCCUGUUUUUUCAUUUCUUUGUACUAAAGAAUCCUGUACAUCUCCAUCUUAAUGUAUGCAUUUGAGGAUAUAAAGAGAGCGUCCGCUCCCGGGA
Messenger RNA from Epinephelus lanceolatus (giant grouper), 3279 nucleotides. RefSeq names its product TAFA chemokine like family member 5, like (gene tafa5l). Lineage: Eukaryota; Metazoa; Chordata; Actinopteri; Perciformes; Serranidae. The record is from RefSeq and is a predicted model, not a curated record.